Wyeomyia smithii (pitcher-plant mosquito) is the source of this 5902-nucleotide messenger RNA. It is a transcript of the gene mxc, whose product is annotated as titin. The record is from RefSeq and is a predicted model, not a curated record. The coding region runs from base 210 to 5555 and encodes 1781 amino acids. The transcript is spliced from 5 exons. Lineage: Eukaryota; Metazoa; Arthropoda; Insecta; Diptera; Culicidae.
ACUCAUCACAAAGCACAACACAAACAGAGUUGACGCUCUUGCUUUUUAGUUGUAAAUAUUUCUCUCGCGUUGUUGAUCAAGUCCAAUUUUCCUCUUUCAGAUUGUGAAAAAUGCGACAAAAUUUGGUGCUAGGUGUGAGGAUGUGAAUGAAUAAGCUUUAGCCGAUAAAUUCUUCGAGUUUCAAGCAAGAACAUAAGACUGCCUUCAGGAUGGAAGUGAUUAUGCACUCAGAAAUCGCUCGAGUGGUUUUGGCAUAUCUGUACGGACAGAAGCUGGACCGGGUGGCGGAGACGUUUUGUCACGCUAGCCCGUACCUGAGGGAGGAACGGAAUUUACUGCGCCGGGGUUAUCGACCGGCGAUGUACACUAGCCUGAAGUUGACGGAUUUGUUUCGCGAGUACAGUGAAAUUCAAAUUAAACUGAAAAACUUUGUGGAUAAGUUCUGCGAAGAACUUAACAUGCAGAGUGAUUGGACGUUAAUGCGCAAAAUAGACAUUUUGCUGUCAGUGGUGCAAAAACGUCUCAUAAAGAAGCAGAAGGACAAUUUGGUAAAGGAUGUCAGUGAGGGAGGAGCAAGCGCUAAAAGACGCAAACGAGGGAUUCCAUCACGACCACAAUCAAUGGCUAGUAGCAGUACUCCAGAAACGAGUGAACCGAAAACCAAACGAAUCUGUGUUGACCGAUCGUUCAUAGUACUGAACGAAUCUGUCGCCGAGGAGGAUAGAAAUAUAUCCAAUCUGUCGCACAUUUCGCCGAUUAAGGAUGACAAUUCAAGUCGCUGCUCGGAUCUGGGCGGAGACGUAGAGGACGAAGGAGAGGAUGCCAAACCGGAGGAAAAUGUUGUUCAGCGCAAGGAUGAGGUGGAAAUUGAUGAAAAUGAGCUUGAGCUUAGAAAGUUUCCUCCGAUAGAUCUGUUUUCCCAGACACUGCUAGAGAACGAGAGCUAUCCGGAAAAAAUUGCGGAUUUAAUCAACAAAGGUUUGGAGACCUCGUUGAAUCAGCAACAGGAUCCGAAAGAGGGAAUGUCUGCUUCUGUCCAGGCGAGAGAAGAGGACACCAGCAGGGAGCAGAAAAAUGACCAACUUUUUAAUUUUAACUUCGACGAAAUAAUCUCGAAUAUUGUAAAUAGCGCAGUCAAAGAUCCCGUGUUCGAUGAUAUCAUCGGUGAUAUAAGUUCGAAAGCGAAUCAGAUAACCGAAAGCGGUAAAGAAAACGAAGUGGACGAACUAUCCGCCGAGGGUGUAUCGGAAACACCGUUGAAGGCACGACUGAGAAGAACUUGUAAGAAGAAUUACAGCUUUGUUGCUUCAGCGAGAAAGUCCGCCAAAAAGGUGAAUGUUAUUUCAGAUGUCCCUUUCUCGGGAGCACUUCCACCGGUAGUUGUCAAUGCCGUUCAACCUGUAGCGGUUGGAAAUGAAGCAAUCCAGGCCGCCGUUUCUUCUACCGAGCCUGAUGAGCCAGCCAUUGCACCGGUUUCGACUACACAGUUUUACGUGAUUCAACCAGACAACACAACUAAGCUGAUGGACAUUAAUCAACUACAAUUUCCAAUGCAACAGCCGCUCAAUGUUGCGCAUCCUACGACUUCAAUGACGACCCAGUCGCAGGCAACCCUAGUGCCCAUUACGGGGACAGGCAUUCCUGAGAACACCUACUAUAUAAAUAUUCCCAAUUAUUAUUUGGACAACAGCUUACAGCUGCCAUUGGCGCUCAACAGCUAUCAAUCUGGGACAGGAGCUGGCACCGAACAGUUUGUUAGUAAUUCUGCAAUUUCUAUUGUGUCGGAUGCCACCCCUAGCCCGGAUAAAUUCCUAAUUUUUCAUGCCACCACAUCGUCAACCGCUAGCAGCACCAACACAGCCACGUUUACCACCAGUCAGGCACCAUCGAUUUCAAUAACAACAACGAAAGCCACCAUCGAUAGCAUUUGCGCAACCUUUGCUCCUAUUCAGGCAAAACCGGAGAUCAAAAAUACACCCCAAAACGCCCUCUCUACCAAUCCGGACAGUCGCAGUGCCUCAACACCCAGCCGGAAAGCUGCUCACAUUCGUAUUCUCAACUUCCACACCCCAGCAAAACAGUCACAACCAGUUUCAACUCCGGGUUCAGCUCCGGCUUCCGUGGAUCACCGCAUAUCUUAUCCUUCGCGAAUUGCUCCCAAGCUAGAACCCAUCGACGAAAACCAAUCACAGCCUGAAGAUCCCCUAAGUACUUCAUGCGUUUCCCAAAUCACUUUAGCAGGUGACUGGGAUUCCGUGCACGGCAUCGGAGCGAUCACUACUGCUGGAAGUGUCCAGUCUAGCGCCAGCUCCGUUUUGAAUACUCCACGAGUGUCGAAGGAUCCUCGAAGUUGUGUUCGAGUUCUGUCCCGAUCGGCAAGCGAGGAUGGCGACAAACCACCGCCCAGUCCUCCGGCACUGCUUCAGACCAGCUCCGUUCCUCCGAUGGUCGAGAUUCCCGUCUCGCCAACAACCUGCAGGAAGUCCUCGUGCUCGUCUGCCCCGAUCAGUACGAUCGAUAUGGACGAAUGGCGUCGUAUCCGUUCCGUUUCGAAAUUUAACUUUGAUCAACAUUUGCGACAGGUUGAAGAACAAAGACAGCUACAGGCUAAGGGUUUGAAAAUUUCUAAACCACAGCGGAAAAAGGUUAAUCCACGUAAGAAAACGGUAGCAAAAAGAGCGAAGAAAACUAGCAAGGUAAAGGCAGAAAAUGCCAACGAAUCAGCAGAAACCACUAUCGAAACCGAUAUGUCACUUACCGACAUACACGGUCAGAUGUUGGAAGAUGCACUGGCUUCUGCAAAAAAGGUUACCCCUAGUGGUAAAACUCCGGCCAAAACUCCAAGCACAAAGGGCCGGAAGCAAGUGAAAGUGUCACCAGCAUCCGAUAAACAAGAAUUGGAAGAGGAUGAGGAACAGCAGCAGCCAAAAAGUAAAAUCUACGUGAAGAUAACUACACCGAGAAAGCGAACUCCGGCUAAACGAUACGAACCAGCUCUGAAGACUAUCCCAGGCAGCAAAUCGGCACGUAAGAGACGUUCGAGUAGCAGUCCCAAGAAAAAGGUCGCUCCAAAAAAAGAAAUUAAAUCAAACGCUCAGAAAACUGCCAAGGAUGAGCCAAAAAACGAACCAAAACCCGUGCCGGAAGAACCACCCCCAGCCACUCCUGAAGGCGAGUCUCCCAAAACGAUAAAAGACCACCCGAAAGUGCAAGCGAAAAAAUCUAGUCCACAGAAAGAGGAACACGCACAGCCACCGUCCGACGCAGUCGAAAUGGCCACUGAUCCUCCGCCGGAGGAAACCUCAGAGCAAAAAUCUUUUCAACUACCCUCGGAUUGUUCGCUGGGAUCGUCGUUGCUACUGCAAACACCUUUUAAAACAGAUUUGGCUAACUUUCCAAUCACUCCACGGUUCCUCAUUCCGGAGCAACUGCAGGACACUCCAAUGACCAAAAUUAUGCGUGACCUGAAGGGAAUCGAAGCUAGUUCGUCCAUGACGAAGUCGUGUGAAAUUCAAACACCCAACUUUCCCAUUACUCCCGGGUUGAACAGCACUCCCAAGUCGAUCAAUUCUGUUAGUCCACAUAGUAACACCGGUCUCAGCUCCCGAAGAACGGACUAUUCAUCCGGUAGCUCGUACUAUAAACCUGACGAAUCCGAAGAUCUGGAUAAGAAACUGGAGGCAAUGCUUCAUGGGGAUAGGAUAAAGCGAAUCACGAAAGAAGUCGUUAGCAGUACUGCCAUUACGAGUGAGCCAGAGCUAAUAGAGGUUCCGGUUACCAAUGAAGCUAUAAAAGUUAUAGAGGAAUCCGUUGCAAGCGUCCCAAUAGUUAAUGAAACGCCAGCUUCCAGCACUGUUUCAGAUCCGCCACCGCCGGCUGAAACCAUAGUUGAAUUGAAUUCAUCUAGUUCGGAUUCUAGCACCAGUUCAGAUUCUUCUUCAGACUCCAGCAGUGGUGAAAGCUCUCCCGAAAAUACUCCAUGUAAAACGUCUCCGGUUACUAGUGUAAGUCCGAAGAAAAAAACCUCACCAAGUUUACCAACGGCACCCAGCACUAGCGAAACCAAUCGCCUACAGCAGCAGCAGGCAGAACUGGAGGCCAAAAAGCAACGAACGAUUGCUCGCAUUAAAACCUCUAUCGUCGUCCCGCCACCGAAAAAGGUGGAACGAAAAUUCACAGGUGCCCCUGGUUUCCGAGCACGGAAAGUAGUUGUCACCCGUAAGGAACAGAUUUUGAACCGUAUUUCAGCAAAAAUAAACAAACCACCUUCUUCGCCUGCCGCACGUCCUCCGUUGGUUCUAAAAGUUCCCCAAGCUGUGCCGUACCAAACAAGAUCUACAUCGGCCUCCGCGAAGCGGAAGAAUCCAACCCCUCGUAAAAUUAUCCAGCUUCAUGAAGCAAUCAGUCCACCAAAGAAGCCUUCGCCAAAGCGGAAAGCGCGGCCACCACAAUUGCCAACAGCCAAAAAGCCAGAACCUUCCACCAAGGUUCCCACUGUCAAAAAAAUCGACCAAUUAAUUGAAGGUACGUACGAAAACGAAAAUCUCACUCGACUGUGCUACACUCCUGAUCAUGAGGCAGUGCCUAGUGUCGAAGCCGAUCUCCAGGGACACAAAAAGCAAGUUUACUCCUUCCGGAGCCCAGAACGAGGCAAGAGCGAAAAGUGCGACCUACAAAUAACCCCCGAUUCUAACAAAGAAAAUCACUCACUGGAAGCUCCAACCCAAACUAAAAUAGAACCGGCCGACCGAUGCGUGGUGCAAAGCGAUGAUGACGAAGAAGAGGAAGACGAUGAGGAACAGAACGCCUACGACGAGUGUUCCUUCAAAGCGAUCGGCGAAGAUUCGUCCACCGGCUGCUAUUUCCAUUUCGUUUACAACGAAAAACAAGCACCACGGGUUAGCGAGAAUCGAAACCAAUUAAUUAAAAAAUGCAAUGUCGUUCUCGACAGUCAAAAAAUAUGUCUAGACGCUCGAGAACCAAUUCCUCUGUUCGAACAGCAGCCAAAGAAGGCACCUUCCAGCCCGAAAAAAGUGGCCUCUACCGUUAAAUCGACUGUCGCGAAGAAAGCACCUAACAAACCGGUUGAGGUCAUUGCUCCAAACACGGCAGAAACUCAACCAACAAAGGCAGCAAAUUCGGUGGAAACGCGACCAGUUGUACCGACUGUCAGAGCCAAAUUCAACGUAAUAUCCGCGAAUCGCUGUAUAAAGCAACCGAGCACGUUAGGAAGCGCUGCACAGUAUAUGGCUUCCAAGGGCUGUAAGCUAGUGGCUUCCAGCCGGAGUGCGCCUUCAUUACCGGUGAAGGAUGCAACUGAAGUGACAGUACCGUACGGAAUGCACUCCCCGAAGAUGCCACUCAAGUUGGACAUGAAGAUGCGCCAACAGGCUCAACAGCAGCAACAACCGGCACCAGUUGGUUCCGCUGGUGAUGCUAGUUCACAACCGUCACCUCCUCCUUCGCCCACGACGUCGGAAGAUUCAUCUCCAAAACUGAAGAAAUUAAUCCCCGAGUACGACAUUGCUGAGGUGCUUACCCACAUCCAUGGGUAAAAAAAAACUUGCACCAUCAGCUGCUGGUGGGCUGAAGUGUAAAUAUCGAUUCUGUCUUUAAUUUUAGUACAAAGUUGGGUUAGAAAAAAGAAAAACAUUUGAGAGAGUCGACAGAAUAGUAUUUUAUUGAGAAAAAAUAUAACUAUUCUACCUUAACUACAUACAUUUAUCGUUAAAUUAAACAUUGUCUCGUUGACUCAUGAAAUUUUUUGUCUCUUUUGUUUCAUGGGGAAUUUAAACUAGUUUUAGUCACGCAGAAUUUCAUUAUUUUUCGCGUAGUUGACUUUCGCGUCGGCAUACCUAGUAUUAACGAAUAAAAACGCCUCUAUCAUUUUAGUGCGCUGAGU